Aphanomyces astaci is the source of this 1329-nucleotide messenger RNA. RefSeq lists its product as hypothetical. The coding region runs from base 1 to 1329 and encodes 442 amino acids. The transcript has 2 exons. The record is from RefSeq and is a predicted model, not a curated record. NCBI's taxonomy places the organism in Eukaryota, Oomycota, Saprolegniomycetes, Saprolegniales, Verrucalvaceae.
AUGACGAUCUUGGUGAACGCGGCAUUCCUGUCACUCGCAGUUGUGUCAGGCCAGAGCGUCAUCGACCCUGUGCCCCCUUGCCUGGAUGCCCCAGCAGGGUGGUCGGCCGUGCUUGGAUCGCUCACGCAAAUUUCCGUCGAUAAGUCCGUUGUAUGUGGAUUGAAUGCCCUCGGCAAGUUCAAGGUGUACUGCAGUCAGAAAAAACAACCUGCGUCGUGGUGGACGUUGCCAAACGUUGCGUUUAAACACGUGGCGGUACGUGACGGCAUCGUGUUUGGCAUCCAGACCGACGGCAAGCUCGUCACCGGCCCCGUCGGUCCCACAGCCACGUUUGUGGAAGUAUUGACCCCAUUUUGCGAAGCCUCCAAAGUCACCGUCGACGGGUCGACGGUUUGUGUGGUGACCACCCGGAAUCAAGUGUUUUGCGCGAACACAUCGGCCACCGCCGGCUUCCCCGCGUCCGUCAGGUGGCAGAGAUUGGAUGGCACGGUUACCCAACUCGCCCUCGCGGGGUCGACUCUCUAUGGCGUGAAUGGUCAGAACCAACUAUGGAGAGGCAUCGUCACCGCUGGUUCGCUCGCGUCGGGGGUGGCUAGUUGGACACUUGUGCCCACGAUUCAACUGCAGCAAGUUUCGUACGACGGAGUGCGCGUGUGCGGUGUCACACCGGUGCAAAAGGUCGUGUGCUCGUCAGCAGACGGAAAUGCGAUCAAUGGCAACGGCUCUCUAACGUGGACAACAUUGGAAGGCGAGCUGGCGCAAGUGAGUCAGUUUGGCGCGUCGCUGUACGGCGUCGACGCCGCUGGGCACAUUUUCUACCAAGAUCUACUGCCUGGUACUACUCCUACAACAACCCCCCUUACAACCCCUCGAUCGAAUGUCGCUGCUGCGUGGACUGUGGUGCCCACCCCAAACAUCGCCCUCGUGACUGUGUCGUCGUUCGGUUCGAACGUGUGCGGCACUGACAGCGCCGGUUCCAUCUACUGCAGUACCUUUGACGCCAACAACCCGUCGGUGGUCGCGUGGGUGCAACUCCAAGGAGCCCUCCAACAAGUGGUGGUGGGCGCCAAUGGAGUGCUCUACGGUGUGAAUUCUGCAAACGCCAUCUAUUACGCACCUACGUGCAGGGCUACGUCCCCAAGUUGGGUGCAGCAGUGGGGGGCCCUGAACAACAUUGCGACCGACGGCACGGUGCUAUGCGGUGUGAACCGAGGGUCGCAAGUCUACUGUGCAUGGCAAAACAUCCAGUCCAGCACCCCCAACUGGACGUUGUUGGACGGCAGUUUGAAGCAACUGGUCGUGGCCAAUGUGCACCUCACAUUGCAAUAA